AUGCCUGAAACUAGCAUGGAUUCUACUAGCCAGCACCAAGACUUGUCCAUGGGGACACAGUCUAUACCCCUCGACUUCGCAAUCCAUACGAUGGAGCACCUCGGCUACUUAUGUGUCGGUGAUCAAGAACCGUCAGCUGAAGAUGCUGCCAAGGUAGAUAGGGUCUUUGAAGGGAGCCCGAAGUUAUCUGCGCCAUGGUUCGAUUUCUGCAAAGGAGGGGAUGAGAGUAAAAGCUUCUUGAUGUCAGACCACGAAUGGUUUCGCAAGAUAAUCAAGAACAGAUUGAACGUGCACGACUUUCGCGAUUUGAAAAAGCAGGGACCUGCGAUCAUAGAGUUCAAGGAAAACACUGAGGUCGAGCAGUUCAUGAGAGCCCAUCCAUCACGUGAGGCGGUCUCAGUUUUUCGUCCCUUGCGGGAUUCUGCUGGCUGGGACAACGGCCUAUUCAAGCUCUUUACGUCUUCCCAUCAUCAGAAUGAUCAUGAAUUCGAGCAUAGUCCGGACAAAGACGCGGAUGAGGUAGUUGUGGAUAAGAAGCAGUGCUUGUUUGUGGACGGAGCUCUGUAUGUCAAACUAUCUCCCAAGGGGGGGGUCCGAAUGGUCUGGCAGGGAUUCUCAAAACGACCAAUGUUUGGUGAUAUCGAUAAUCCUAAGGGGCUGCCGUUCAUGAAGAUCUAGUUCCUCUUGCUUCUAGGUUCGAGAGAAUGUUGCUCAAUGUGGAAGAAACUUCUAGACACCGAGAACGCUUGGAUUGUGCUUGACGUUAGCCAAUCUGAACCAAUAACCAAUACAAG
Messenger RNA from Aspergillus uvarum CBS 121591, 794 nucleotides. RefSeq lists its product as uncharacterized. The transcript has 2 exons. The record is from RefSeq and is a predicted model, not a curated record. The coding region runs from base 1 to 678 and encodes 225 amino acids. Lineage: Eukaryota; Fungi; Ascomycota; Eurotiomycetes; Eurotiales; Aspergillaceae.